GUCGACCACGGGGAAGUUCGCCAGUGUUGCACCGAGCCUCGCGCUAUAUCGAGCAUACUCGCUGUCUCUUUUUCUCUGUCCAUCUCUCUCCUUUCCCCCUUUUGUCUCUCUUUCACUUCCUUCUCUUUUUCUUUCUUCCUCUCUUUCCACCCCUCUUUCAUCCAAGUUGGUCAUCAUUAAAGAUUAGCAUCAUUUUGCUCCUCGAUCAUUCUUCACAUAGUACUGUCAAUGUAAUAUUUUUGACACUUCAACGUGUGGCAACGAUCGGAAAACUGGCCACGGACGGAGUGAUCGUCGAGCCAGGCUCGACGAGGAGGAAGAAGAGGAGGCACGAUAAUGGGCAACGCCAGCACGAAAGACUACUCGAAGAGCAUCUCCGUUGGUACCAGCUCGAGGAAAGCGCACUGGGAUUAUCCAGGCCUUCCAGCCCCGCCUGGCAAACCUAUUCUGAUAUCGGGUACAAACGAAGCGCAGCCGGAUAUUGUGGCGAUACGAUGGGACAGAUCGCCGAGUAACGGUGGAUCGGCGAUCGUCGGAUACCUGGUUGAGCAUCGACGACUAGGCUCUUCCCAUUGGGUACGAAGCGCUUCCGGUCUUUGCGCUUUUCCGGAGCUAACGCUGAGCGGACUCGAGCCGGGAUGGCGUUAUCAAUUUCGAGUCAGAGCGCAAAAUGCAGUCGGACUUUCACGGCCAAGCGAGGUCUCCGAGCCGCUCACAGUUACCUUACAAAAAGCCGUCGCCGCUUGCGCCCCUAAUUUUGAUCUGGAACUCAAAGACACAAUUACACUCGAGAACGAACAGGCUGAGUUUGUUGUACAAUUCUCUGGCACACCAUUACCAAAGAUCUCGUGGUUCAAGGAUGGUUUCGAGAUCUUCAGCAGUCGACGCACCAGAAUCAUUACGGAUAAUGGAAAGAGCGUUCUCUUGAUUCAUCAGACCGCGCUUAAUGACGAGGGCGAGAUCAAAUGUACUGCCACCAAUCGAGCGGGUCACAUCGCCACCAGAGCAAAAUUAAUACUCGAAGCAUCGCCACGAAUACGUCUGCCGCGUCAAUACGAAGAUGGUCUACUUUUCGAGCAGGAUGAGACCAUUAGAUUGAAAGUGUCCUUAGCAGGUAGACCGUCGCCUGUCGUUACUUGGUACCACGACGGAGAGUUGAUAUCCAAGGAUGAAAGACACGUAUUCGAGGUGAUGGACGGUGAAUCCAUUCUGAAAAUACCGGAUGCCAAACGGAAAGAUCGAGGAGAGUACACUGUCAAAGCUACGAAUAAAUUGGGCGAAGAUGCCGCGUCUUUUCUGGUUACAGUGACAGAUCGACCUGCCGCUCCUGGCAAAGUAACUGUCGCGAUGUCUUUAGGCAAAUCGGUAACACUAUCGUGGAAGGAACCGGAAGAUGACGGCGGAUGUAAAAUUGGAACUUAUAUUAUCGAAUACUACAGAAUUGGCUGGGAGGUAUGGCUCAAAGCCACGACGAGCAGAUGCACCACCGCGACGUUGACAGAACUGAUCGAGGGCUCCGAAUACAAAUUUCGCGUAAAAGCUGAGAAUCCUUACGGAGUCAGCGAUCCCAGCGAAGAGAGCGAUGUUAUCUUCAUUCCAGGACCUAAACGAAGGGUUGCAGCACCUUUAAGCGAAAAGUCGCAGAGUCAUCGAGAGAUCAGCAGAUCUCGCGGUGAAAAACGAGAAGUGAGUAUCGCUACGCAAAGAACUAGAAGUUUGACGAGGGAAGAAGCUAGAACACGAAACGAUGAAGAUGAUAAUCGCUUCGUGUACGAGGAGCGGUCCGCUUCAACCCAACGGCUCGCGACGGCAAUGUUGGAUAGACCGUCCAGAGCAGACAGUAGAGUGACAUUUGCACCAGAUACUUUAGAAAAAGAGGAACCUCCGGUCCCUCCAGUCAGAUCGAGAGAGCACGCAUCCGCGAAGCAGGAAGUUUCUUAUGGAAAUCAUACAGACCGAUCAAAUAUUACAGCAGAUGCGAGAAACAAGCAAGACGUCGUAAGGAGAGAAAGAACAAUGUCGCCAAAACCAGCAAUAAUUACGAUUUCUUCUCCGGUCGAAGAGGAUCCUAGACUGCACUCGCUAGCCAUGUCGAGAGAAAGACGAAGUCUCUCUCCGCUUUCUAUGCCCAUAAUUCAGGAACAAAGAGAGGAAAAUCGUAUCACGGCUAGCCGUGAUCUUGUUCCAUCUUCGAAUUCAAUUCUAAAAAGACAGACAGCUGUUGUAAAUGAGCUCAUGGUAUCUCCACCGAGUAGCCCGCAAGGAAUGCUGAGAGAGGAUGACGAGAACGCAUUGCACGGCAGCUCGGAGUUUAUGCUGGUUUUAUACCCGGAAGAUGAAAUACAAGAGAAAGACGCAAUCGACGCGGCAAACGGCGCUGAAACUCGGAUCAAACGCAGUACAAAUAAUAGACCAGAUAUUAUCGAAUUGACGGAAGACGAAGACGAUCUUAUACCACCGCCGAUAUCAUUAUCUCUGCCAGAAUUAUUUAGCGUGCAGCAUCAAGUGGUGGAGGUAAUGCGACACGCUGUCAGUUCUACCGAGCUCCUUCACGAACGAGCUAUGGAACGUUUCUAUCGUGCCGUCGCUGCCGAAGAGGCUGUCGAAAAUACCAAACAGAAAACGCAGCUUGAGAGACUAACCGGCGAAUUGGCGCAAUCGGAUGCCGAAUCUGUUCAAAGAUCAUCAUCUCUGCGAAGACGUCUAUCCAAUUCCAGCGUGGCUACACAGAAUUUAGUCGCUUCGUGGCAGAUCAAGAAGACUCGUCGGAGAUUAAGCGAAGGGCAAACCGACGCAACCGAGAAAACAAUGAAACUUCUCUCGCCUUUGCUGCCGGAUGUCGAAGCCAGAUCGGAUCCAAAUCUCCCCUUGGAAACGACGAUGGUAGAUCCCUGGCGGAAGGACGCCAAAAAUGAAUCCGUGAAACGUCUGCGUAGAUGGCACGAGGCAAACGUGACGCUAUUAGAGGAGGAAUUAAUGGAAACGAAUAAUGAAGAGGAAGAAAUAGUUUUUAGCAUUCUAAAUAAAACAGAGUUUCAACAGCCGAUUCAAGCGACAACGAGGGAAGCGGAAAUGGAGGAGGAUUAUAGCAUUGAGAUUUCCGAAGAGUCCUCGGAAGAGAUCAGUAGUGCUGACAGCGAAGAUUUGAAAUUAUUGAAAUCGAGAAUCCUAGCGAGACAAAUCAUGGACGAGGAAGAUACUUAUCAUCCUAGAGGAAGGUCGGUUCCACACGUUGAACCGGAAUUUCCACACAUUUCGCCUGAUAGAGUGCCAUCUUUGGAGAUUUUGCCUCCUCCACCAGUCAGAGCAGUUACACCCGUCUCACCGAACAACGUGAUGCCUAAAUCGAUUCUGAAGAAGCCGAAGGAAGAGACUUCUCAGGAUAAUUUCGCCAAAUUGAUUCCUCCAGAAAAACCCAUCAGAAAGAUAUUAUCACAACCGUAUGAAACAGAAGAUGCAGAGGAAACAAGUAUAGAUAUCGGUGAGAAAAUUUCGGAUCUUGCAAACAUGUCGGAGACUUUGAAAACACCUGCGAUGUCGGAAUCCGAUACGAAUAGUAUCUUAUCGGCGGCGGAAGCGGCCAAGAGUCGAAGAAUGCAAUCGAAAUUGCGAUCGAUGACACCUGAAGAGGAAGCGGCCGAAUCAGAGGCCAGAAUGGCGGUCGUGAAUCAAUAUACUGAAAUAGUUCGGGAGUACUCGAGCCAUUCACGACACAAUAGCGCACCUAGUUCACGGAGAUCUUCCAUUUCCGAGGAUCAAGAUCAGAAACAUCGGGUGCAGGAGAAACUUGUGCCGAAGCUAAUAAACAAACAAGAGCACGACGAGGCAUCGCAAUUAAAAAUUAAGAAUAAAGACAAAACUGACAAACAGAAGAAAAACAAUCAAGCACCGGCUUCCAAGAGAGAGGGCGUUAAUUCAAGAGGCACGACUCCUGCGAAGGACACGAUGAUCGCGAAAGAGAAGCGCGGAAGUAGACCGAGCUCUAGGGACCAAUCUCCAGCGACGAGAAAGAAGGAACGAACAGGAGGCGCUUCUUCGAGAUCGUCUUCGAAAACUCGAAAUCGCACGCCUUCUCAGGAAAGAAGCAAUCGACCAUUAGCGAAAAACGAUACAGGCGAACAAGAUUCUCGCAGAUCCAAGGUGCCAUCCAGACCUUCCUCGCGAUCGAGAUCAAAUUCCAGAGAACGAUUCGGAGCGACGUCGGUGGAAUCAAAGGUUGAGAAACUGCAGAAGGCGCUCGAAAGUAACAAGUACCGAGCGACGAGGAAAGACUCCGAAGUGGCCAAAGAGAACGCAGAGAAAGGCUCUCCCGAUCGAGUUGACGGAAACCAGUUAGCUCUGGAAGCUAAGCAAACAGUCAGGUCGACGGUGAGCUACGUAACCGACCUAACAUUAUUAAUGGCUGCGAUGUACGUGUAUUUCUUCAAACGAGAAACCUUGGCGGUUCCGUUUAUCGUACUUCUUCUCUAUCGAAGAAUACAGGAGGAAAUACGCGGAUGGAUGCCGCGUCGCUGGUGGCGGUCCACCAAGAAACGCUGAUCGACCGAUGCAAUUGAAUGACAUACAUUUUGUAUAUCCUGUUUAUCAAUGAUUGCCAAGGAAAUACAUCAUACGCUGAAACAAUAUAAUACAUAUAUUGAACCACGAACUAUUUAUGACAUUCUCCAAAUAUAAUUCAAUUAUUUACUUGUUA
This is a messenger RNA of Linepithema humile (Argentine ant), 4693 nucleotides long. RefSeq names its product myomesin and myosin binding protein (gene MnM). Gene Ontology annotation, molecular function: protein binding. NCBI's taxonomy places the organism in Eukaryota, Metazoa, Arthropoda, Insecta, Hymenoptera, Formicidae. The record is from RefSeq and is a predicted model, not a curated record.